GUGUGUCUUCGUUGUGUCUGAACACGCGACGCGCAGGGAGAGGGACGCAACGCGGUCGCUUCCAACUAUUUUCUGUGUUCCUGCGGUGCGUGUGUGUAUGUGCGUACCCUGCAUCGAUUUUUGGCUCGAGUAGUGGAGACGCCGAGAGUAUGAAAGAGUUCAUCAAAAAAGAAGAACCGAUUUUCGAGGAGGAAGAUGCGCAUGUGCUGGGCGACGAUGAACCAGAUGGAGAUCUGCCAGAACUUCCAAAAAUUGCUGCUCGGCAGAGAAAAUCAAAGAUCGUGAGAAAACAAGGCAGGAAAACGAAAAGGAAGACUCGAAAGUCAAAGACAGGAGCAACAAAGCGAAGGAAAGGAACUAAACGACGACGGAAAACCACAUCAAAAUCGUUAGACAAAGGGGAAAGUAUUGGAAGAGUCAAGCGAUACGGGCGAGAAAAGGAACAAAAGCUUCAUAUUCGCCAAAACGAUGAUGUCAUUGUGGUCGAUGAGGUCCCAAGUGCAGAUAAAGUUCCCACUCCACCUCCUGCGCCUGCAAAGCCUACGCCGUCGAACAUUCUUGAUCAAAUCCUUUUCGCUCAGGAAAAAGUUCUUGCUCCAACUGAUACCGCAAGAAAGUCGUUCACCAAAAACAAAAUCCUUCCAAACGAACGACGCAGUGUUUGGUAACUUCGAGAUGAUGUGAGGCGUGAAACACGACUGGUCCGCCCUCUACGCAUAGUCUUUUUCAUUGCACACACACACACACACACACACAAACAAAAACAGCAUAUAUACCCUGUGCCCACGCUCAUUUCCUUGAAUGCACACCACGUCUUCGACGCCGUGCUGCGCCAACACGAGGCCCUGUGCCGUCGAUGUUGCCGCCGUCGCCCCCCCC
Molecule: messenger RNA, 879 nt
Organism: Caenorhabditis elegans
Lineage: Eukaryota; Metazoa; Nematoda; Chromadorea; Rhabditida; Rhabditidae
Gene: R04E5.9
Exons: 6
Coding region: 150-668 (172 amino acids)
Source: RefSeq, marked reviewed